CCAUCCAAAGUGUGCUGUGCGGAGCAGACGCCUUGCUGCCGACCAAGACGGGGGCCGUGGGCUCGGCCAAGCUGGCACUGCACGAGAACGGCACCCUGGAGUACCAGGUGCAAGUGGUGGGCACUGCCAGCGAGGUGGUGGGCAUCACGCUGGAGACCAAACCUCGUCGGAAAAGCAAGAGGAAUGUCCUAUUCGACAUGACGCCCAGCUACAAGGAUGGGCUGGCCCAGGGCACCUGGCAGAGCCCCAGCGCUCGUGAUGCUCACAUGCUGCUCCAGAACGAGCUCUUCCUCAAUGUGGCCACCAAGGACUGGGUGGAAGGCGAGCUGCGGGGCCAGAUCAUCUCCCUGCCUUAUAGUGGGCUGCUUGCCCGCUACACAGAUAUGCCUGUGGUACUGGCAGGGCAGCUGGUGUCCCCCCCAGUGGGCAGUGGGGCCGGGGGGCACGCCUGGCUCUCACUGGACGAGCACUGCCACCUGCACUACGAGAUCUCCGUAGCAGGACUGGGCCGCCCGUCCGAUGGCACUGUCAGCGCCCACCUCCAUGGGGUGGCUGAGCUGGGCGAGAUGGGCACCCGUCCCCACCAGCACAAGCGCCUGCUCAAGGGCUUCUACAGCACCGAGGCGCAGGGGGUGGUGAAGGAUCUGGAUGCCGACCUGCUGCAGCACCUGGCCCAGGGCACCGCUUUCUUGCAAGUCAGCACCAAAGCCCACCCGCAUGGGGAGAUGCGGGGACAG
Molecule: messenger RNA, 737 nt
Organism: Merops nubicus (carmine bee-eater)
Lineage: Eukaryota; Metazoa; Chordata; Aves; Coraciiformes; Meropidae
Gene: CHRD
Product: chordin
Exons: 5
Source: RefSeq, a predicted model, not a curated record